Messenger RNA from Thamnophis sirtalis, 595 nucleotides. The record is from RefSeq and is a predicted model, not a curated record. NCBI's taxonomy places the organism in Eukaryota, Metazoa, Chordata, Lepidosauria, Squamata, Natricidae.
AUGCUGAAGUGUUGUGAUANCAAUGCAUUGGCACAGUGGAACGAUACCCUUCCUACAUGUGUUGCGGUUCCAAGAACAAGUUCAACCCAGUGCAGUUCGGUGCCUGAACCACGAUUUGGAAAAAGAAUUGGAAAUGAAUUUGCUGUUGGUUCGUUGGUUCUUUUUGAGUGUAAUCCAGGCUAUAUACUGUAUGGGUCAAUAGCAAUUAGAUGCGACACAGUGCCCAAUGCAUUGGCACAGUGGAACGAUACCCUUCCUACAUGUGUUGUGCCCUGUGGAGGUAUUUUAACUAAACGUAAAGGAACCAUUUUGUCUCCGGGAUACCCUGAACCAUAUGACAACAAUCUGAAUUGUGUGUGGAAGAUCACAGUGCCAGAAGGAGCUGGAAUUCAGGUACAAGUGAUAAGUUUUGCAACAGAGCAUAACUGGGACUCUUUAGAUUUUUAUGAUGGUGCUGAUAACAACGCUCCGAGACUUGGAAGCUACUCAGGAACCACAAUACCUCCGCUUCUUAAUAGUACAUCCAACAAUUUGUACUUAAAUUUUCAGUCAGAUAUUAGUGUGUCGGCUGCCGGCUUUCAUUUAGAGUACACAG